Molecule: messenger RNA, 3339 nt
Organism: Notodromas monacha
Lineage: Eukaryota; Metazoa; Arthropoda; Ostracoda; Podocopida; Cyprididae
Source: the annotation of a GenBank genome assembly
AUGGCGAAGUGCAUCGCGGUGCUCGGUAAAGAGAACAGUCCGUUGUUCCUACAAGUCGCCGAUCCUUCGCGCGAACUCGACUUCCACCGAACAGUUUGCGGUUGCAUGGACGUGGUUGAAGAACGACUCGCCGCCUUUUCAAAGCCUCCACAAGGCGGAGGUCCGGAUUUCCGCGAACAAUACCUCGGAUUACUCCACACACCGGAAGAGUUCCGAGUCGAACCGGAAGAACACAAUGUGUACAAGGCCUACGGCUACGUUACCAAUACUCGGAUCAAGUUUAUGAUUAUUUGGGAUGCUAGUGAUACUUCUUUGCGGGAAAACGAUGUCAAGGGAAUGUUCCGCAGGCUCCACAACGUGUACACGGAGCUCGUUUGCAAUCCGUUUUACAUUCCCGGUGACACCCUGAAUUGUAAAAAACUAAUCGAAAUGGCUGCUGUGACUGUGACGAAGCCUUUGGACUCUCCGGACGUGGAAGACGAUGACGACAUUUUUCUUGACGCUGACGAAGCCUACGACGAUCUCGACUUGGAGCCGAUUUCUUUGGAAUCCUCGAGCUUUAGCCUCGAUCAAAGUAUCGACCUUGCUUCACGCGCCUUGGACCUAUUCUUGAGUAACCGGUUUUUGGAAAGCAAAAGGCUAAUGGAUGUAGGGAAAAACUCGAGUAUGUACCACGCAUUGGGCUCAGGAACGUUUGCUUUCCUACAAGCUGUGAUGACGAUGAAUGAGAGUGAAUUAGAAUCUGCCGUCGCCGCUUUGAAAGCUUCGGUUCAAGUUUGUGCGCGGUUUCGAAAGAAGGAAAGCGUCAAGCAGACUGUGUCGAAACUUGUCAGAGGCAAAAAAUAUGCGAGUUAUACUGAAGAAGAACGCCAUGCUGAGCUUUGCUAUGCCGAAGGUAUUCUAGAAAAAGCCAUAUUAACAUUUCUGGAAGACGAAACUUUGUCGAGCUUUGUGAAAGGAGCUUUGCAGAUUCGCCAUGGAUACUUCGCUUACAGGGAGUGCUGGAAUAUUCUGAAAGAGAAACCGAUGUGGACGAACGAUAAAUUGCAAAAUAACUUCGAAAGUGGUGUUCGUCUUGGUGUUGGUGCUUUCAAUCUUCUAAUUUCCAUGUUGCCUGGAAGGGUGUUGAAAAUUUUGGAGUGGAUCGGAUUUUCUGGAACGAAGGAAUUGGGACUGUCUCAGCUUGAGAAGAGUUUCGAAUGCGAUGGAGCUUUGAGAAGUGUUUUGAGCGCUUUAGUGCUGCUUGGUUACCAUACUUUCAUUUGCUUUUUCGCGGGUGUCGGAGAUGGCGAUGUCCCAAAAGCGAAAUCAAUCGUUCAGGAUAUGCUGAAGAAAUACCCGAAUGGCGCAUUUUUCCUGUUCUUCUCUGGCCGAGUUGAGCUGGUGUCUGGCAAUGUUGAACUGGCGAUGGAAGAGUACCAGAAGUCGAUCGAUUCCCAGGACGAGUUGAUUCAGUUCCAUCACUUCUGCUUUUGGGAGUUGAUUUGGUGUAAUAUGUUUGUUGGGAACUGGAAUGAAGCCAGCAAAAACGCGAAACGUUUGCUGACUGAGUCGAAAUGGUCGCGUUGUUUUUACGCGUAUUGUCAAGCCUCUUGCAUCUCCAUGAAAGCGACGGUUUCUGCGGAAGACAAGGAAGAAAUCGAGGAAUUAAUGCGCCGAGUGCCGAAAUAUAAGCAGAGAAUUGCCGGAAAAUCCGUUCCAAUCGAAAAGUUUUGCGUGCGAAAAGCAGAACGCUUUUUUGCUCAGGGAUCGUACCUCGUCUUGCCGGCCUUUGAGCUGAUUUUUGUGUGGAACGGUUUUGCUAUUCUUUCGAGGAGACAGGAUUUGUUGGAGCGUAUUUACUCGCGGAUUCUGGACACUAAAAAACAGAUUGAAGAUGAGAAGCUGGUUGAUAAUUUCAAGACUGACAACCUGUGUCUGUGCAACUUGCUUGCGGGUUGCUGUUUGCGUUGGAUGGGACUUCCUACACUGGCUGAAGAGUAUUUUGAGGAAGCCCUCAAAUGCAACGUGGUGGAAGACAAGUACCUGCUUCCGUAUGCUGCCGCAGAGCUCGGGUACUUGUACUUAUCUCAGGGACAAAACGAACGGGCCAAAAAACAGCUUCAGUUUGCCAGGUCAAAUUUUGUGGAUUAUUCCCUGGAAUCGCGGUUGCAUUUCCGAGUACACGUCGCAUUGACCAAAGUUUCCGAACUGGAGAAAAAGAGCGACGAGAAUAAGUGCUGAUCUCAUUGGUCUUCCUCUGUGAAAAGAGUUGGAGAAAGUGAGCUGUAAGAAGAAAAUUUACGUUGGACGGGUGAAUGCCGAUGAAUUUCCUGCGUGAUUUCUUUGAUGGAAUAGGGAGAAAAGGUGUCGUAUAUCGAGGGGGGGGAAGCUCUUUGAGUAUUCCGAAAUCCACUUUUUAAAUCUUGCCCUCGGUUUUCUGAUGGUGAUACUCAAUUUUCCGAAAAAGUCGAAAGUACCCGGUUUUUUUUUUUUUUCUCUUGGGGCUGUGUUUGGUAGACUUGUUGCCAGAAAAAUUUCUUCUGAAAGAAAAUUUAGAGGAUGUAGGUGUUCAUAAUAGAGGAUAUUUUUUAGACGAGUGAAAAGUAUUUUGUUCAACCAGGAGAUGUUUGAAGUCCGCGUUUCCAUUUUGGAGGCCAAGUUACCCUGCCAAUCUGGCCGAAGACAGUUAUUGUUCUUCGUUCGUAUUCUUCAGUUGUGAUCACAUUCAUUUUUUUUCUUUCAGUUGAUUCAUUUUUCACGUAUAUUUAGAUGAUUGUUUCAUUUACGAUGUUUCGGGAAAUUUCUUUCAAUGUCGGCAGAUGUCAUUGCUUAUGCAUUUUUGAUCGAGAAAAGUUCCAAAUUUUUGGACGCAUCGUAGUUUUUGAGUAGGAAACUGAAAGAAAUGUGUUGAUUUGAAUGGACUUUCCAGUGCUUUCUUGGUUCAAAGUGCCAAGCAUUUUUUCCGCAUUUAUCUUGUUUUUUUUGUCAACAUCAGCUAGUCGUUUGCAAUUGUUUCUCCCUUGGGGGAAAAAAGGAGACAAAAUCCCGUCUUGCCGAUUUACAGUAAGAAAAAAAAAGGAAGAAAAGCGUGUGUCCAUGUUGGAAGUGUUGUGCUAUAUUGUUGAGCAGGUUUUAAUGUAGAAAAAUACGGUUUGUAGAUACGACGGAAAAUACGUUGGAAAUCGAGUUGCCAAGACUUUUAUUACGAGCGGAAGUUCUUGUUUGAUUGAAAUAUUAUCGCCCUGUGGUUUUUAUUUUCCAGUUACCGGGUGGGGUAAAAGUUACAUUGGGUUUCUUGCUGUUGACACAUUGACGAGUCAUCAAUUGAUGGAUAAUGCAAUUUCCUUGUUGCCAGGA